This is a messenger RNA of Paracoccidioides brasiliensis Pb18, 1446 nucleotides long. RefSeq lists its product as uncharacterized. Gene Ontology annotation, molecular function: actin binding. The transcript has 2 exons. The coding region runs from base 1 to 1446 and encodes 481 amino acids. The record is from RefSeq and is a predicted model, not a curated record.
AUGCCUCCUCCCCCCCCUCCACCACCACCACCACCACCUCCGCCUCCUGUGGCUGGCGGUGGUCCUCCUCCACCUCCACCCCCUGCAGCUGGCGGAUUACCCAAGGCCAGUAAUCUACCUAGUAAAGUUCCAAAAGCAGUUGUGCAAGACCGGGGAGCUCUUCUCUCAGAUAUCUCGAAAGGCACCCGCCUUAAGAAAGCCGUAACGAAUGAUAGAUCUGCCCCUAUGAUUGGGAAGUCGUCCGGAGCAUCUAGUGGCCCUCCUAUCGGCGGAGCACCUCCCGUUCCUGCCGGGAUGCCUAGACCAUCGGCUGGCCUAGCACCGCCAGUCUCGGGUGGAAACCGAUUGCGGAGUAAUAGCGACGAAGGCCGUAGAGUAGUUCCUACUGGUGGUGGUAGUGACGAAUCCGGGAUAAUUUCUUCAGCACCUCAAAUAGGUGGAUUAUUUGCUGGCGGCAUGCCAAAGCUGAAGAAGCGUGGUGGGAUUGAUACCGGCGCGAACCCAGAUGCCUCAUACCUCUCAGACUCGGAACACUCCAGAAAAUCAGGCCCAUGGGCUCCUACGGGCAGUGCUCCAAAACCCCCCACCAAAGCCCCAGGCUUUCGCCCUCCACUGCCGACAAAUGACGGUCCUCCACAACCCCCCGAGAAUCCUAUGGUUGCAAAUCUACGAAAGGCUCCGCCUCGUCCUUCACAGAGACCUUUAUCAUCAGUCUCUCAUCUCUCUACCAGAUCAGCUCCAGAAUCCCCAGCUCCACGACCACCGUUUCCGGGCGCCAAACCCCCUCCCCCCCCAACAGCUCGAAAGGUAUCAGCCCCGCCUCCCCCAGCAGCCCCUCCUCCACCACCAACAUCAGCGCAUCUGGCACCUCCACCAUCAUCUGCCCCACCACCUCCUCCACCAUCUUCCGCUCCCCGGCCACCUCCGUCUCGAUUAACGCCGCCACCCCCGCCUGCUACCAACGGACCCCCUGCAGCAGCCUCAGCGUCAAUAGCUAUGCAAGCUGCUAGGAGCGCUUUUUCGCAAGCGACCCCACCUCUACCACAAACGGCUGCUCCAUCCGCGCCUCCACCACCACCACCCCCAACAUCAUCCCUUCCCUCACUAUCAUCGGCGCGAACAUCGUCCUUACUGUCGACUCCCUUCACUUCACGUCCAUCCUCCUACGCAGACCAACAUCAAGCACCUCAACAGCAACAGCAAACUGUCCACUCAUUACUGGACCCAAGUAACUACACGCUCACAAAUGGCGGUCCAUCACUACGACCUAAUUCCCAAGCUAACUCCAUGAGAAGUUCUUCCCAACGAGUUCCAAUAGAGGAUUCAAGAUUCAAAUUCCAAAACGAGUCACUAUUUCCGAAACCCAGGGAGUUCCGUGUUGGCCAGAAACUGUAUAGAGCUGGUAGGGGCAGUAGCGUUCCAUUGGAUCUUUCGGAGCUGAGUUGA